AUGGCGCAAGACGUUGGCGCUCAAAUACCAAGAUCGAACCUCCAUAUCAAGCACCCAAGCCAGAAGAGCAAACCGCGGCACGAAGUCGAUUUGAUCGCUUCGUAG
This is a messenger RNA of Cladophialophora carrionii CBS 160.54, 105 nucleotides long. RefSeq lists its product as uncharacterized. The transcript has a single exon. The coding region runs from base 1 to 105 and encodes 34 amino acids. NCBI's taxonomy places the organism in Eukaryota, Fungi, Ascomycota, Eurotiomycetes, Chaetothyriales, Herpotrichiellaceae. The record is from RefSeq and is a predicted model, not a curated record.